AUUCACUUUUAAACCUCUGAAAAGCACCCCGAAAUUCUCCACUUCCAACAAUGCAUCAUCUGGUCUUCAUCGGCCUUUAUUUUCCACAUGCUCAGAUGCGAACUCGAAAUUGGAUUCCAAUGUGAAAUCUCCUUCCCCAGAUCUGAGUAAUUCCGUAGGUUCCUCAGACGAAGCAUCCAAUAAUAAUGAGACCUUGCGGAACACUUCCACUGACAUUGAGGAGCAUAUUUCUCCACCUUGGUUUGACGAGGCUGAGCAUUCCUCGCUGAUAAAAGAUGCUUCAAACGAGUUUAACUCAACCGAGUUGCACGCCACGAUCAGUUCCACUCCCCUGUCUCCCAAUUCGUCGUUUAAAAUUUUAACUAAACCCACCCCUCCUCCAUCGAAGACGAGUAGGCUAUCGAUAGCCCCGUCAUCAGGAUCUCUGUUGUCCCCUUCUGUCUCUGACUCUUUCGAUGGUAACGAAUCGUCAACUAGAGAAGCCCACCUGACAACGAUGUUGCCUCCUGAGUCGACGGAUCAUGUUUCAAUUACGAAGCGUCUUUUUAACUUGGUUAAUGAAGUCUGCGACAUUGUUGAAUCCUUACCCAUGAACAAACUGUUAGCAUGCUUUGGGGAUCGAUUAACAACCAUCACACAGUUGUUGCACGAAAGGAGUCUUCCCUCCGUCAAAGCCACUACGUUUAAUGAAUUGAAAUCAAGCGAUAUGAAACAAUCUGUACUUACUAGCUCAUCUCAAAAUGAGCAGCGCCUUAACCAAAGCAGCUUCUCCACCCCUUCCAAUGUCUCCGUUCGGUCCGUUUUCACUCCUGUGCAACAGAAAGCCCCACUUGCUUAUCGCUUUCAAUCCUUCCCUAACACAUUCCCCGCCUUCCGUCCAGUAAUGGUCUUCUCCUCCCCAAGGGCCCCCGGGCUGUACCGUACCGUAAAACUGGCACCUAUUGCACGCAUGAUAAAGCAUGAUACACAUAUAUGCUACCUACAGAACAACCAGUUGGAUACAAUCGAAAAGCAAUUCCACUAUUCUGCAGACCUUCUAUCCAUCAACCUGAUGUUGUCUUGUGGUCUCAUGUCCACCAUCCUUGGACUUGUCAAUAUUUGCUCAAAUCAGCCUGAGCUUAUAGUUACACUAUUUUGA
This is a messenger RNA of Dicrocoelium dendriticum, 1138 nucleotides long. NCBI's taxonomy places the organism in Eukaryota, Metazoa, Platyhelminthes, Trematoda, Plagiorchiida, Dicrocoeliidae. The record is from the annotation of a GenBank genome assembly.